This is a messenger RNA of Lates calcarifer (barramundi perch), 5387 nucleotides long. Its product is annotated as G-protein coupled receptor 37-like 1. Gene Ontology annotation, cellular component: signaling receptor complex; plasma membrane. The transcript is spliced from 4 exons. Gene Ontology annotation, biological process: adenylate cyclase-inhibiting G protein-coupled receptor signaling pathway; positive regulation of MAPK cascade. The record is from RefSeq and is a predicted model, not a curated record. Gene Ontology annotation, molecular function: G protein-coupled peptide receptor activity. Lineage: Eukaryota; Metazoa; Chordata; Actinopteri; Centropomidae. The coding region runs from base 468 to 2027 and encodes 519 amino acids.
ACCACACCUGUUUGGAUUACGGAUGGACGGGAAAAACAAAGUUGAGUUUUAAAGUGGGAAAGUUUGGACGGCUGGGAGUUUAAAGAGAGAAGAGAAGAGAAGAGAAGGUGAAAACAGAGAAGACCUUCAUCCUGUCUGGACUACAAAUUUAUUAAAACUCAAAAAAAAAAAUAAAAAAUUGGCCAACUUUGAGGUAAUUCUACCAAAAUCUUCCUGGAGUUUUUGCCUACACCAAACAAAUCUUGUCUUUUCAGCUUUUCCCAGGGUUUCAGAGUAAGAUCCUCCUUAAAGGUUUUGGAAACUUCGCCAAAUUGAUUGAUUUAUUCCUAAAUACUGGGACUUUUCGGGAACGUUGCUGGAAUUUUAUUGGAGUGCUGCACCAUUUUUUUGCUGUCACUUCAAAUAAUUUCUUGCAAACAAAUCUGGUUUGACUUUGAGAGGAAUCUCUCACAUUCAAAAUCUGCGUCAUGGCUCCAUCUAUCAGCCUGUGGCUGUGUCUGUACCUGCUGCUGCUGUUUACAGAUGCAAAGAGUGUUGGGCAACAUGACGGUCAGCGUGACACCCUUGAUAAACCCUCGUCUCAUGUCAAACUGGAACCCCUCUGGACCACCAAGCAGCUCAAAGCUCGGGACAACUCCUACACCCCCGACCAAAGCGCCCCCCUCCCCGAGAUGCUGGACCUGGAUGUGGAACAGCACCGCCGCCUGGCUCGAGGCGCUGACGAGGACGAGCAACAGUCCACAUUCAGUCAGUCCUUUGAGAACGACUCAGUGACACCACCACAGGCCACUGAGUUCAACAACGUGACAAAGAUAGCAGCAGGGGGCAGUGGUGAGGAUGAUGAUGUCAAUCUCCAUGGAAACACCACCACCUCCAACAGUGACACCCCAGGACUCUUCAACCCAUUCUACCCGCUGGCGGAGAGCUCAUAUGCGGCCUACGCCAUCCUGUUCCUGGCUGGCCUGGUGCUGGCGGUGGGUGUGGUGGGAAACAUGGCGGUGAUGUGCAUUGUCUGGAACAACUACUACAUGAGGUCUGCCUGGAACUACCUGCUGGCCAGCAUGGCAUUCUGGGACUUCUUGGUCCUGGUGCUCUGCCUCCCAGUGGUGGUCCUAAACCAGCUCUCCCAUAGGAGGAUCCUGGGUGACAUCACCUGCCGCUUGGUGCCUUAUAUGGAGGUCGUGUCUCUGGGCAUCACCUCCUUCACUCUGUGCGCUCUGGGCAUCGACCGAUUCCACGCCGCCACCUCGUCGUCCCAGCCGAAGGCUCGGCGGGUGGAGCGCUGCCGCUCAGUCCUGCUGAAGCUGCUGCUGGUGUGGCUCGGCGCUCUGCUGCUGUCCAGCCCCGAGAUCUUCCUGUGGCAGCUGAGCCAGGCCGUGUCCCCCUCCACCGGCCGGCUGGUGGACUCCUGCACCAUCACCACCUCCUCUCCGCUUUCCCUCUACCUACCUGACUCCCUCCACUCCCUGCUGCUCAGGUAUCACCAGGGUCGUAUGUGGUGGUGUUUCGGCUGCUACUUCUGCCUCCCCGUCCUCUUCACCAUCCUCUGCCAGAUGGCCACCCGCAACGUCAACAGCGACGCCCAAAAGCAGCGUAACCAUGACGACCGCUCUUCCAAUCAGAAGCGUCAGCAGCACCAGGCGGUGGAGAGGCAGCUGAACUGCACACUGCUGGCGUUGGCUGUGGUGUACGGCAUCUGCGCUCUGCCCGAACACGUCUGCAACAUCACCCUGCAGUAUCACCCCAGCCUCACCGUCUCCGAGGACACGGCCUCCAUGCUGGCUCUGUUACAUCACUUCCUGUUGUUCUUCAAGUCAUCAGUGACACCGGUGCUGCUGCUCUGUCUCUGUAAGGCUCUCGGUCAGGCCUUCAUGGACUGCUGCUGCUGCUGCUGUCAGGAGUGUCAGCCAACCACGACUCAAGGCUCGCCAGGUUCUGCCCAGGUCAAACUGAAGGCAGCCAAUGAGACGUCCAUCUUCUUUGAUAAGGCUAAAGACACGUCAGCCAUCUUGUCCAUCUCCAGCUAGAGCCAUGGGUCCGUCUUUAACCAUCAGUCCAUCACUUCCUCCUCCAUAAAUCAAACCCAUCCAUUCUCCUCUUCUUCUUUCCAUCCUUUAUGUUCGUUAACUGGUCAGUUUCCUUUCUCCUCCCUCCAGUGUUUGCUGUGAACCCUGUUCUCCUCCUCCUUCAUCCAUCCAUACUUCUCUCACUCUCUUCCAGAACACUCAAUGAUCAUCUCCAUCCUUCUGUCCUCUCCUCCUCCAGAGUUCCAGAGUUUUGUAUGAUAUUCCUCUAUGGACACAGUGUUUCCUCUCCAGCUUCCUCUCUGUGCAGGAAAUGAGGUUUAAUCUGUAGUGAGAUUAGAAAUGUUGCUGUACUUGCACAACCAGCUGUUGUAAAAGCAGGAGCCUGUUUCAGGACUCUCCCAGCGGACUCUUCCCUCCAGCUCCCUGCUGAAAUGUUUGUCAAGUGUGAUGGAGAAACAACAGGUGCAGAAUAGACAGAAGAUUCUGGAUGUCCUUUGUCGGUUACACUUAAGAUGGAUGAAGUUUAAAUGUGCUUUAUGGAGGAGCAGCAGCUCAUUAGCUUGGUGAACCUAACAAAGGUUUGCUGCUAUGAUCUGACGCUGGAGCCACAGGUGGAGUUGAUGGAGGGCUGGGCCUUAGUUUGAAUCAAAUCAAACCAAUUGAUGUAAAAAGUAUUGAACUGUGUUCCACUGUAAUCUAUUACAGCAAAACAAACACUAUGCAACUAAUCUUAUAGUUUUUGCUUCAGUUUGUUUGAAGUCAUUAAAUUGGACAGUUUUGCAAGAAUGUUAACUACAUGUUCAAAUCAUUUGAGGCUUUAUUGGCAUGAAUGUUAUAGUUGCACUGCUGCCAAAGCUUCAUUACAGACUGAGGGUCAGCACAGGGUGUAUAAAUUACAUGACACAUUGACUUUCAGCCAACAGAAAUACUACAUUACUGCCCAGCCCUACAUUAAGAUUUCUUGAAGACAAAGCUGCUGACAAGGCAGAAAAAAGUUAAACUUCAGCGGGUGAACUAUUAAACUCAAAGGACAUGAUGUUGGUCCAUGUGUAAGUGUCCAGCACAAGAUAUGUUGCAAAGCUUUCCAUGGUAUUCAUGGUCCCUAGAGGAUGAUUCAUAUUUGCUGACCUCCUGACCUUAUGCCGGUUAGUUUGUGACCAGAAGAUAAUACGUCUCGAGCCAUUCCACAUGGGACCGAAUGAAGAGUCAAAUCUGGUCCAACUGCAUCAUGAAGCCAGUCAUUUCAAAAAUAAUUAACUGAAGGAUUGCCUCAUUCCUGCUCCCCAGGUUGGUUAGAGUUUGUAAGGCUAAACUGAAUUUCUUUAGCAGCAAGAAUGCUACACAUGAUAGAAAAUAACUUUUAAGCCUCCUGAUGAUUCAACUCCAAUUAAGAUAAUCUCAGCCUCCAAAACAGCUUUGGCUUCAAGAAAUGCUCCCACAAGUGGCAGUUCAGUCACACAGUGAUCUCAGACAUGAAUGUGAGUACUUGUGUGAAGAUAAAUCCUGACGUUGUUAAAAGGUUUGAAAGUCAUUUUUAUGAGUUGUGUUUCUGUGAAGGAUGUGGUGCUGGGUGAAGCUGCUACUCCGGUCUCUGAGGUGGUGAAGUAAACAGGGCAGGGAGGAGAUCUACAGAGUAUUUGAACAGGACUCGAACCCUCUCAGUACUGAGGUGGUCUCUUUGUACAGGAAAUUAAACUGUGUAGGAGCUUGUAUAUUAAUAUGCCUUUAGCAGUGUUUCCACUGUCAAACUCAAACAACUAGAACAAAUGAAGAAACAGAAGAUAUGAAUGUAGCUCGUUUUAAUGUUAGAUGUUUGACUAAUUACAUCUUUGUACGAAGGGAAGUCAGAUUUCAUUUUUUAUGUCACGAGAAUGUCUUUGCCUUUGUAAUAUUCAGUGCCACAGUGUUUCAUUCAUGAUGUUAUGAUGUGUGUCAGAGCCGACUGUGCCUUAGCAUCUCCUCAGCCCUCAGCCCCGGACCAUCAGUCUGAACACCAGCCAGUAGAAACUAGUCAGACUAACUCCAUCAAACUGCUGCUCAAAGGGAGAAACUGUGUACAGUACAUUUUCACCAAAUGUUUGAGGUGUACAUGUAAACGAAUCUUUAUCACGCUGGACUGACAGAGCUCUGUCAUCUUUUACUAAUUGAACAUGGGGAAAAAUGUAAUAUUAGAUCUGAUCUUUUCCAAUUGAAAAUUCACAGUGUAUAAGUGGAGUACUAAUAAUGAAGACUAUGGCUGCACCAUUUUGGACAAAAGUGACAUUGCAACAUUUUUCUUCUGUGAUAUGAAAAAAUAUAGGAAUUUUUGGUCAUCAUCCUUUCAUCCAAAUCUUUCUUUUCAGUGUUUUUCUCAUGUUCCUCGCUCAUUUUCAGGUUGAGAUCGAUGAUUGGUGAGGACUGGACCUGCUUUGGUUGUUUGAUAAACUGAUCAAGAAUGAUUGUGACUGGUGGUUCGGGGCCUGAAUGUCACUCACUAGCAAGAAACUGUAUCCAAGAACCAUUAAAUCAGUCACUUAUAGAUUAAUGAUAGAAAAUGUGAACUGUGGGAGUUUAGUACCUUUAGUACCAAGCAGAAAAAGUUGUAGAUUACAAUGUGACUAUUGGGAAUGACAAUGCUGAAAUAAUAUAUUGUGCAGCCCUAGUGAAGACUGAAUGACCACAGAUAAAGGUUAGACUAAUUGCUGUAUUUGGGAAAUGUAACCUCCUCACAGUAACAGCUUUGAAGUAACUGUGGAGGUCAUGUGAAUAUACGACACAACGUUAGUUCUACAUUGAGUUUAGGUUCAUGCUUCGAGUGCAUUCAAAUUAAUUAAAACAAAUUAAAUGUUAGUUUGAAUUUGUCUAACUUGAUUUUUUUUUAAAGUCUGACAACUCGACACAAAAAUUAGCAACACAAAAAAUGACUGGAAUGUUGUGGGUUUCUUAUUCAAGUUACAUAUGAGCGGGUUUCAAGUUUUCAUUUAUCAUGUUGCACAAAUAAACAAACCUUUUAUUAUCCCCCUUUGUUCAGUUCAUUAACCAUAUUGUAUCUACUCUAACGCUACAUGGGAACAAAUUAAUUUACCUUCUAUAUUUGGUUCUGUAAAAAGAUGAUGUGCAGGUGAAGAAAUGGAGAACAAGUAAAAUCCCAGCUGUAAAUAUGUCUGUGUCUCAGACACAGCCUGGCUCCUCUGUCAUAACUUUUUAAUAAAGGGACAGUCCACACAAAACAAAUUAACUUUAGGACCUGUCUUACAUGUCUUCUUUUAAAGUCUGUUGAGUUUUGUGUCUCCAGGUUGUUUUUAUCUCGUGAACAGGUCAUAAACCAACCAAUCACAUGUAGAGUUGGUAAUUUAUAAAUAAACGUGUAAUUUAAAACUA